Molecule: messenger RNA, 426 nt
Organism: Macrosiphum euphorbiae (potato aphid)
Lineage: Eukaryota; Metazoa; Arthropoda; Insecta; Hemiptera; Aphididae
Source: the annotation of a GenBank genome assembly
AUGCAUCAAAUCUCCCUGGAUCAUUACCCCUAUUUCACAAUCAGACAGAAUUCAGAGUUUUCUUUACCGAUGACAGAGUCAUAUGUUUUCUAUGUAAAUCCACCGGCUACACGCUCUAACACCUGCAAGAAAAUAGAAGCCGUAGCUCCAACCUCUAACAAAUCUCCGCGACCCACUUCUAUGGAAGAACCCUCUACGAAAAAACCUCAUGUGGAAGAAUCUUCCACAAACUCCCCCACAAAUAUGGAUAUCCCUGAAACGGCUAUACAUACCUCCACAUUAAAAAGUCAUAAAAACUUUUUCACAUCCCCUCAGACAAUGAAAGUUAUCACAGAAAAUCUUCAAACAAACGAAAUACUUCAGCCUACAUCCAUUAACCAGAAUCACAAACCCGAGAACCAUCACACAUCAUCUAAUGAACCAUAA